GUGCACAUUCUUCCACUUACAAGCAGUAUACAUCCCUUCAUCCUCUGCUGUGACAAUCAACACAUCUGUUCAGUGUUUGGAAAGAGAUCAGGACUAGGUGUGUGUGUGUGUGUGUGUGUGUGUGUGUGUUUGUGUGUGUGCGUACAAGCGUGCAUGUGUGUGUGUCAAUGUACGUGUGCAUGAUGCCAGCUCAGAGUGAUCUAACAGACGGCAGUCCAAAUCUGCUUGAACCACUGUUUCAUUUUGUCAAGAGGUCACAGACAGACAGACAGACAUGCAGCUCACUGAGGUUUACUUGUUUCUAAGGUACAUCAUGUCUCUGACAGUAAUGGGCUGCUGCAAACAAAAGGAACCGUCACAAAGCCAAAGCUCACUGGAUUGGAAAAAAAAACAAAAAAAAAAAAACAAGCAUUAGCCCUUUCUUUGAGAACCUUGCUGCUGCUGCUAACAUCUUUAGUUUCAUGUCAGAAUGCAACCCAUGAUUAUUUUCAUUGUUGAUUAAAAUGCUUAACAUUUUCUCCACUAAUUGAUUAAUCAUUUGGGCUAUAAAUAAUCAGAAAACUGAUUAAUGGCCAAUAUAAUGUCUGAGGGCUGGGCGAUAUGACCUUAUCAGUAUAUUUUCCCACAUGAUGAAUCUUGAUAUUUUCAAAUCUCCUCAAAAGCACUUCCUAACUGCUAGGAGUGGGUGACAAAAUGAGACAUAUUAUGCUUUUUUCACCCCUUUUUGGUGUAUGAUAUGGGUUCUUGUGCAUGAUAAACGUCAGUCCACAGCAACAGAAGCUCCUCUCUCCUGCAGGAAACACUGCUCCUGACACGCCUCAUCGGUAGUCCCGCCUUUAACUCUGUGACUUCUUGACAUCACGCUAUGUCACCAUGUCACACGUUCAUGUCAAUUAUUCCCAGCAGCUAGUUUGCAAUGUAAGAAUUGCUUCAGGACAAUUGCUUCAGGAGGAGGGGCCUUAGAGAGAUGGGACUUAAAACAGCUUUUCAUUUGAAGGGGGAAUACAGUGCUGCAGUACUGGACAGUAUGAGGAAACUCUUCAGAGCGUUAAAACAUAUAAACUAGUAAGAGAAAAUAAAUUAUGGACCUGAAUAUUUGCACAAUAUGUCUCCUUUAACACAGACAUUUUUGAUGAUCAUCAGUAAUGAGGAUAUAAAGUAGAACGGUCUGGAAAUUACAUAAUUUUACUGUAAUUCAGCCUUUAAACCAGGCAAAGACAUUAUUGAUAUUGCUUUCCAAAUCAAGAUACAAAGAUAUUCAAAAUGUAGGACAAUAUACAGUCAAUAAUCAUGAUUAUGUUAUGAUAUUGAUAUAUUGCCCAGCCCUGUAUUGUCCUAGCCAUGCAGUGAUAUGUUACUGAAUGUCUCGUUUUGUCUGACUUACUGUCCCAGAUUUUGAAUAUUAAAUGUGUUAUCAUGCAACACCAAGAAACGCUGUGAAUACUCACCUUUGGAAAAAACCUGGUACCAUCAAACGUUCGGUGCCUAAAGACUAGCUCCCGCUAUUAAUCAAUGAUCAGAAUAUUUUGUUUUUACCGAGUUGAUUGAUUACUCAGCUAAUCAGCGCAGCUCUAGCCUCAUGUACCUCUGGGUACAUUUGUUUUUGUGUGUUCACUUUUUGUCGCCAGGCCAAAAUAAGAUGCAUGCGUCUUGCUUGGCACUCAGGAUUGUUCGAGUCUCCCCCAACAUUUCUGACGUUUUAUGGCUUUGAGUUAUUUAAAGGAGUUGCAGGCUUCUCCAGAGAAAGAUUUAAAGAAGAAUAGUCCAAAUCGAAGCAGCCCGAGCCAAGAUAUCCUGAUGGGACAGAUUCCACAUAUACCAGAUACCACAUUACCCAUAAUGCAGCACGAUAUUGUCUCUUGCCUUCCAAAUGCCCAAUUUGUAACACAGGCCUUUGGUUAAAAGUGUCGUCAAACAUCUCUGGCCCAAGGUGAGGUGACCUUGAUGACAUCACUAUGACAUCAUGAGGGCUAUGUUAUUUUAUAUUUAUGUGAAACUCGGUGCAUUGUCCCUUUAACUCACUCAUCGUCAUGAUUCAUUUCAGUUUAACUUUAGAUUUGCGCUUGCACAAGACUGACUGACCAGUAUGUCAUGUGUGAUGCGAGUGAUGACCAUGACCACCACGGCGUACAUGUAUGUGUCAUGCCACAGUAAAGGGAAGUUCAGGUUGUUUUCCACAUGAAGUUUGUUAAAGGAAAUAUUACAGAUGUGUAAAUCCGCACUCAUCGAUUGAGAAACCAAUGCUCAACAACAUCAGAGACUUCUGAAGUAAUCUGACAAAACCGCACCGACAUGAAGUCGAGACAUUAAGUUUGCAUAUAACCUGGUUAUUCUUUUUAUUGAACUUUUUUUUUUUUUUUUUUUUUUAACAAAACUGUUCAUUUCAGAUUGUCAUGUGUCCCCACAGUGUGAUUGAAUUUAAGUGAUGAUGAGGAGAUUGUUUGUGUUGACGAGCACGACUGAGAGGACGAACGUGGGCUCUGUGCUUGAAUCACGGGCCAUGUGAAUAACUGAAAGAGGAAGUGUUUGUGACCCACGAGUUCUCUUCGUCUUGGUUUUUAGACAACAUUUACAUCGCGGAGGUAUUUAAAGAGACCUGCAGAUGCUCCCUGGGUGUCACGGGGUGCACCAGCGCGCCCUUGCGCGUGAAGUCGUCGGUGUGUCCAAAGUGCCGCAUUGAGCAGAAAGUCUUUUGUUGGGGCAUUUGAUUAUUCCGCUGAAAGCUAAACCGGUUCAGCUGACCAGCGUGGGGGCCCGGCUUGGCAUAAUCCACCACAUUGCGUUUAUUAUAUGAUUUAUUAUUGAAGGAGGAAUUUUCUUUUCUUUUCUUUUCUUUCCUUUCUUUUUUCUUUCUUUCUUUCUUUCUUUUUUUUUUUGGAGAUGUCCAGACCAAGGUUGAACUGUGUCUUUGCUCAACGUCUGUUAGUGUAACUAUUUGCAUAAUGUAUUUGUAAAUAUGACAACGACAGAUCUCUAAUUGUGAAUAAAAACAGUUUUAUCACAGGAGUCAAUCAGUCAUGGAGCCGUUUGUGCCUGCUGGUCGGUCUCUCUCAGUCUGCAGGCGGCUUUGUUACGCAGCGGGACAUUUUCUCAACGACCUGUGCGCCUCUAUGUGGUUCACUUACCUGCUGGUCUACCUGCACUCCGUGCUCGGCUUCCAGAGCACCUAUGCAGGCGUGCUGCUGCUCAUUGGUCAAAUAGCGGACGGGGUGUGUACGCCGCUGGUUGGAUAUGAAUCCGAUAAAACACCGGGCAUCUCCUGUGGCAAGAGAAAAACCUGGCAUCUACUGGGAACUGUUUGUGUUCUUGUGUCUUUCCCCUUCAUCUUCAACCCCUGCCUGGCCUGCAGCGACGACACUCCUCAGUGGGCCCAGCUUGUUUACUUUUCACCCUUCGUCAUCAUCUUCCAGUUCGGCUGGGCGGCCACUCAGAUCUCGCACCUGUCCCUCAUCCCGGAGCUGGUGUCCGAGGACAGCGACAGGGUGGAGCUCACGGCGUACAGGUAUGCCUUCACUGUGGUGGCCAAUAUCACAGUGUACACUGUGGCCUGGCUGCUCUUUCACUUCCAGGCUCAGCACUCUGUGGACCCCUCCAUCACAGACAACCUGGGCCAGGUGGACAUCCCUCUGUUCAGGACACUGGCUCUCAUCAUGCUGGGAACUGGAGCUUUAUUGUCCUUCAUAUUCCAUGUGGGCACAAAAGAGGAUACGUCAGCCUCAGAGAGUGACAAUGAACGGAUCAGACCGUCCUCCUCACAGGAGGCUUUGUCUCGUCCUGUGUUUCAGUGGAAACACUGGCUGAAGGAGCCCUCCUUCUACCAGAUGGCUUUCCUCUACAUGUGCACCAGACUGAUAGUCAACUUAUCUCAGACCUACAUCUCAGUUUACCUCACCAACUCACUGAUGCUACCAAAGAACUUCAUUGCCAUCAUUCCUCUGGUGAUGUAUGUCAGCGGCUUUGUUUGCUCCAUGGCCAUGAAACCAGUCAGCAAGCUCAUAGGAAUCAGCAUUACCUAUUUGAUCGGCCUGCUGCUGGUGCUUGGUUUUGCAACAUGAGCUGAGAGCAUCUAUGGAGCAGCGGUGCUGCUGGGAGCCGGAUCAGCUAUAAUCCUGGUCAUGUCUCUGUCCAUGACAGCAACACUCAUUGGGGAGCAGACGCAGUGUGGAGCCUUUGUAUAUGGGUCGAUGAGCUUCACAGACAAAGUGGCCAACGGGGUGGGAGUCAUCCUCAUCCAGAGCACCCAGCCCUGCAGCACAGAGGCCUGCUGCCCAGCCUGUGUGUGGUUCUAUCGUGACGUCAUGGUCACAGUAACUGGUGGCGUCGCCGUGGCUGCUGCACUUUGCUUGUUCACCAUUCUAAUCAGGCCCAUCAGGAUACGGAAAAUUUAAGGGUAUUCAUACCUGUCAGUACUCAUAGUGUCUGCACGUGCACCGAAAACAACCACAGGACUGUUAGAGACAGGUGUGUUUUGGAUUUCUGUCUGAAUGUAGCUUUUUUUCUGUUUACAUCCACUGUUUGUGUAUCUGGACACAGACCACACUUUUAUUAAAGCUACUCAAUGAUCAUGCCUUACUCAGUAAAUCUUUCAAAAUACAUGGACAAAAUUUGCUAAAUAUUUUGCCUUUCCCGUUGGACAAGGGAAUUGGUGCAGAGGAUGAAGCCAUGCUACCACCUAGUGUAUGAAUUUGUUACUACACUGCUGUCCUGAAGCAGAUUCUUUCAUGCUUACCAGAUGUUUCUGCACUCUGAUUCUCACUCAUCAUUGCUCAGUUUAAAAGAAAAAUGAUCAGUUUUUAAAUUGGGAUAUAUUCAUGUAUAGAUAUACAUGAGAUGCAUGACUGUGAUAUGACAUGACCCUCUGCUGUGAAUAAUGCCAAAUGUUUUGGUUCACCUGGCAGCAAUUGUGGCGCCAGUCCAAGGAAGUGAACUGGGUGAACUUGACUCCUCUUGUGAGACUUACACACUCUCUCUCUCUCUUUCUGUGUGUGUGUGUGUGUGUGUGUGUGUGUGUGUGUGUGUGUGUGUGUGUGUGUGUGUGUGUGUGUGAGAGAGAGAGAGAGAGAGAGAGAGAGAGAGAGAGAGAGAGAGAGAGAGAGAGAGAGAGAGAGAGAGAGAGUGGGAACAAAGGCUAAUAGUUGCCCGAUCAUUAUUAGGCUAUUUGUAUCACUCACUUUGAUCAUAAUCUGUACUCUGAAAGAAUAAUAACCCAACACUGGUUUGUUGGAAAGGAAACUUAAACAUACUGAAUCUGACUGACAGAUCAGAACCAGAACAAAACUGGAUUUUCUUUGGUUAUUGUAUACAUUGUUCUAUAAUGUUGCAUUCCCUUGAAAAGCAUCAUUAAUAAAUGAUAACACAAUG
This is a messenger RNA of Acanthopagrus latus (yellowfin seabream), 5361 nucleotides long. RefSeq names its product major facilitator superfamily domain containing 12b (gene mfsd12b). Gene Ontology annotation, biological process: carbohydrate transport. Gene Ontology annotation, cellular component: membrane. Gene Ontology annotation, molecular function: symporter activity. NCBI's taxonomy places the organism in Eukaryota, Metazoa, Chordata, Actinopteri, Spariformes, Sparidae. The record is from RefSeq and is a predicted model, not a curated record.